CUGAGGUGGUGGGUGUGGACGGGGACUCUUAUUCUGAAGUGUCUGCGGGCGCUAGUCUGAUAGCGGAAGUUCGUGCCGCUGGUAGCUGCAGUUCAGGCGGAUCCCGUCAGUGUCUGAUCACAAACUUUCUGUCAAACCCGAAAAACACCCGGAACCCGGUGACAUGGGGGAUAAGGAGUUGAUGUGGGCCCUGAAGAAUGGAGAUAUGGAUGAGGUGAAGGCUCUGCUGGUGAAGGCUGAGGAUGUGAACAGGACUCUGGAAGGAGGCCGGAAGCCGCUUCAUUACGCUGCAGACUGCGGUCAGACCGAGAUGCUGGAGUUCCUGCUGUCUAAAGGAGCCGAUGUGAACGCUCCAGAUAAACACGGCAUCACUCCGCUGCUGUCUGCCACUUACGAGGGUCAUGUGACCUGCGUCAAGAUUCUUCUAGAAAAGGAUUGUGGGUGUGUUCGUUUCACAGCGUGAUGCCUUUCACACCCGGGACCCGUCUGUAAUAAUAAUUUAAUCAUUUAAACCGAAAAACUCAAUGCACAUAUGAACACUUCACCUGGUUUUAUCUGUACCAGUGUGUCCUUAAAUAAAACCAUGCUAUUGUGAAAUAAAUCUAAUUGAUUGAAUUUGCAUUUAAUUCAUGUAAAACACAUAUUAAAAUAAAACAUAAAAAAAUAAAUAAUAAUCUGUUGAUUAACCUUGAACGUUUUUUCUUAAAAGUCUCAUUUAGUUUACAUUGUAGCAAUGAUUUUCAGCUUGAAACGGCAUUAAAAACAAAAAAUAGUUGUGGA
Messenger RNA from Puntigrus tetrazona (Sumatra barb), 780 nucleotides. It is a transcript of the gene mtpn, whose product is annotated as myotrophin. Lineage: Eukaryota; Metazoa; Chordata; Actinopteri; Cypriniformes; Cyprinidae. The record is from RefSeq and is a predicted model, not a curated record. Gene Ontology annotation, biological process: regulation of barbed-end actin filament capping. The transcript is spliced from 5 exons. Gene Ontology annotation, molecular function: protein binding. The coding region runs from base 164 to 463 and encodes 99 amino acids. Gene Ontology annotation, cellular component: cytoplasm; nucleus.